CCAGCCCGCUGGUCCUCGGCCGCCGUCCGGGCGCGCGCAGCCGGCGGGCGCGACUAUGCCAAAAUGGUCCUACAGGCGCGGAACAAGCACCGGGAGGCGGCCCCCAAGCCGCCCCAGCCGUCCCGUGCCUCGCAGUCGCCGCUGAGGGGGGCGCCGGACGCCGGCGCCGGGGAGCCCGGGCCCGAGCGCGCGCUUCAGUCCCCCGGGCGCAAGGGCGCCGCGAGCAGGAAGGGGCCCCGCGCCGAGCCCGCCGCGCCGCCCUCCCGGGGCGGUCUCGGGGGGCGCCUGGCAGCCUGGCUGCGCGGGGCGCUGGGCCUGCGGCGCGCGGGGCGCGGCCGGACCUGGACCACGCUCCUGCUAGCUGCCUUUGCAGCCUUGUUGCACUGGAGCCAUAUAACACACCUUUUUGAAAAUGAUCGGCAUUUUUCUCACCUCUCAACAUUGGAAAGAGAGAUGGCUUUUCGCACUGAAAUGGGAUUAUAUUAUUCCUACUUCAAGACUAUUGUGGAAGCACCCUCAUUUUUGAAUGGAGUAUGGAUGAUUAUGAAUGAUAAGCUGACUGAAUACCCCCUUGUUAUUAAUACGUUAAAAAGGUUCAAUCUUUACCCUGAGGUAAUCUUAGCCAGCUGGUACCGGAUUUACACCAAAGUAAUGGACUUGAUUGGCAUUCAAACCAAGAUAUGUUGGACGGUUACCAGAGGGGAAGGACUCAGUCCAAUUGAAAGCUGUGAAGGACUGGGAGAUCCUGCUUGCUUUUAUGUUGCUGUAAUUUUUAUUUUAAAUGGACUAAUGAUGGCAUUAUUCUUCAUAUAUGGCACAUAUUUAAGCGGCAGCCGAUUAGGAGGCCUGGUUACGGUGUUGUGCUUCUUUUUCAAUCAUGGAGAGUGUACCCGUGUGAUGUGGACACCACCGCUGCGAGAAAGCUUCUCAUAUCCAUUCCUUGUACUUCAGAUGUUGCUGGUGACUCAUAUUCUCAGGGCUACAAAACUUUAUCGAGGAAGCCUGAUUGCUCUCUGCAUUUCCAAUGUGUUUUUCAUGCUUCCCUGGCAGUUUGCUCAGUUUGUACUUCUUACUCAGAUUGCAUCUUUAUUCACAGUACAUGUUGUGGGGUACAUUGAUAUAUGCAAACUACGGAAGAUCAUUUAUAUACACAUGGUUUCUCUUGCACUUUGUUUUGUUUUGAUGUUUGGAAACUCAAUGUUAUUAACUUCUUAUUAUGCUUCCUCUUUGGUGAUUAUUUGGGGUAUACUGGCAGCGAAACCACAUUUCUUGAAAAUAAAUGUAUCUGAACUUAGUUUAUGGGUUAUCCAAGGAUGUUUUUGGUUAUUUGGAACUGUCAUGCUCAAGUACUUGACAUCUAAAAUCUUUGGCAUUGCAGAUGAUGCUCAUAUUGGCAACUUAUUGACAUCAAAAUUCUUCAGUUACAAGGAUUUUGAUACUUUAUUAUAUACCUGUGCAGCAGAGUUUGACUUUAUGGAAAAGGAGACUCCACUAAGAUACACGAAGACAUUGCUGCUUCCAGUCGUUCUUGUUGUGUUUCUAGCGAUUGUUAGAAAGAUUAUUAGUGACAUGUGGGGUGUCUUAACUAAACAACAGACACAUAUAAGAAAACACCAGUUUGAUCAUGGAGAGCUGGUUUAUCAUGCAUUACAACUGUUAGCGUAUACAGUGCUUGGUAUUUUAAUUAUGAGACUGAAACUCUUUCUGACACCACACAUGUGUGUGAUGGCUUCCUUGAUCUGCUCAAGACAGCUCUUCGGAUGGCUCUUUUGCAAAGUGCAUCCUGGUGCUGUAGUUUUUGCUGUAUUAGCAGCCAUGUCCAUACAAGGUUCAGCAAAUCUGCAAACCCAGUGGAAUAUUGUAGGGGAAUUCAGUAAUUUGCCACAAGAAGAACUUAUAGAAUGGAUCAAAUACAGUACCAAACCAGAUGCAGUGUUUGCGGGCGCCAUGCCCACGAUGGCAAGUGUUAAACUGUCUGCACUGCGGCCCAUUGUGAAUCAUCCGCAUUAUGAAGACGCAGGUUUGAGAGCCAGAACGAAAAUAGUGUACUCCAUGUAUAGUCGAAAAGCAGCUGAGGAAGUGAAGCGAGAGCUGAUAAAGUUACAAGUGAAUUAUUACAUCCUAGAAGAGUCAUGGUGUGUAAGAAGAUCCAAGCCUGGUUGCAGUAUGCCUGAGAUUUGGGACGUGGAAGACCCUGCUAACGCCGGGAAACCCCCCUUAUGCAGCCUCUUGGUGCAGGACUCGCAGCCUCACUUCACCACUGUAUUCCAGAACAGUGUUUACAAAGUCUUAGAAGUUAUAGAAGAGUGACUGCUGCCGCAGAGAACCACAUCAGUAAUGGUUUUCAUGUUUUGCUAAUAACUCAUGCCUUGUUUUUAAUUCAAAUCCCAAAAACUUUUAUAGGUAACUGUUUUCAAGUAGAAAAUGUUUUAGCUGCUCAAUUUGAAUGUCAUUCUGAUUGUAAAAAUACACCAUUAUCAAUUUGGGUACUCUUUCAGUGCACCCCUUAAAAUUUGCUAUGCAAAUGAGUAUGUGCUUGUACUUGACUUGAAUUAUUCGUGCUAAAAUGAGCAAAGCUAUGUGUAUCCAAAACAUGAUGGGUCAUGACAAGGAUGAUAUAAGAACAUAGUCAACUCUGAACUGUGUCGGGGCUGGUUUUACAGUUUAUGGACUGUUGAUGACCCGUACUGUUUUUUUUUGCCGCUUUUGGACAUUUCAGUGACUGUCGUGAGCUCCUCAGUCACGCUGGUCCCUGUGUAGAUGGGGCAGACGUGGGUGUUUACCACGUGGAGUCAUCUGUUUAUUUCAUGUUUUCAUGUUCCUUUGUUCUCUGUUGCCUUUGUGUGUGAAGCAUUUUCUGCCCAUCAUUAUUCCAAACUCUUGCACCUCGUGGGCAGGACCAAAUUCCUGUACUUACCAGCAGUGUGGUAUUGGCGUGUCUCUCCUCUCUGUUCCCGCUCCCUUCCUCUCCCAAUAUUCGAAUAAGUGGUGUAUACUCAUGUAGUUUCUUAGCAAGUACUUAUUCUUGGUUAAAAAAAUUUAAUGGCAAUUGUGUAUUUUUCUCGUUUUUAGUAUUAUUCAAAUGUGUACGUUUUAAUACCUUUAAACCACUUUAAAAUUUUUUCAUGUAUAAUUGUAGUUUUAAGAAAAACUAUUUUGAACAACCUCACAUUAGAAUCUAGUGUAUAUUUCUGUAGAUAUAACUUAUGGUGGCAGUAGACUGUAGUAUGUGGUAAUUUUACUAUUAAGAUAUAAUAAAACAUGACUAAUUUUUCUGUCAAAAAGUGAGUGAAAAAUGAUAAGCGAAUGGUAUUUUUAUAGUUUACUUUUAAAAUUGCCUGUCUUUAAUAAGACAAAGCCUUAAGCCUUAUAAUUUUGGUUCCGGAAACCAUCAUUUCAGUAUGAGCAAUGAAUAUAUUCAGCCUUCCUCUUAAUAUUUUUCUCCCUAUUUAUGUUUAUUUUGAAAAGUUUCCAAACCUGCUUUGAAUUCCUAGUAUGAAUUUUUGUUUUCUAGAAGUUAAUUUGUGUGAAAUGAGAUUUUUCAAAACAGUGAAUCCUUUUAGUUCUGAAAAAUGGCUCUAAGAUGUUCAAUUCUAAGCCAACCGUGACUCUGGCAGACUACACCUUUAAUUAUACAGUGUUUUCUUUAUUAACCACAGGCAGAUUAACCUCACUGUGGAUUGUCCUUAAGAGCCGAGUCCUCAGGGAUGGUUUCCGGUGCCCACUCCUGGGAGCCACUGAAGAGCUGUCCUCUUUCUGCCUUCUCUCCAGAGCCUAAGGACAGGCCUGGUCUGGAGCAGGCACCAGCUCGCUCAGAGCAGACAGCUGCAGACCCAGCCUCGGCUCAGGAGUGUGCGGCCCCUGGCCUCCCCGCCCGCAGCCUGCGUGUCCGGGGAGCCUCCUGCCAGCCCCGGAAUUCCAUCAGUGUCUUCAGGUGUCUGCCCCCUCUUUUUCGCUUGCUGAGUGACUUUUAUUUCUUUGGCUUUUGCCUGUUUCAGAAAAUAGGGAAGUAGCCUAGGUGGAUGAGCGUCCGGGGCGGGAAGAGGGAAGUCUGCUCUGCUCUGUCUACAACUGUUUCUCACCCAAAUGUGGCUGUUUUGUACGUUCAGCAGUUACUGUUUUUUAAAAAAUGGUACUUUUAGAAUUAGUCUCUGUUCUUCCCACCUUCUGAUCAUUUCCUUCCUAAUAAGUUCACAUGUAAUGACUGGAAAUUCUGUACGGGAAAAACAUUAAAAUACUGUUGGGAAAGGGCAAAAGUAGUCAAGUGUGUUGUUCUUGAGAAGCAUCCUUUUGUAGCAUUAUUUAUGAAUGGAACUCCACCAGCAAGCUGUGAUUCUGUUGUAGGCCAGACAGUUCAGAACAGGGCCUUGAGCUAAGCUGCACACUCAGUCUGGGUCACAACUGGUAGCAGCCGGUGCUGUAGAUCAUAAAUCUCUUUUAUGGCAACAUAGUGUAGUAGUAGGUUUGAUAUACAGGACAAAGCAGUAUUACAGCUCAGUAUUUUAUGCAUUUAAAAAUAUUUUUGCUUUCAUGUGAGGAAGGUAAGGAUGGGCCAGGAGGCGAUAAAAAUAGCUAUUGCUAUGACAUGGAAAACAACGUUGGGGCAGUAUUUCUAUAAAAAGACAAGCCUCUAGACAUGCUUAGCAGAAAAGUUGUCAUGUUAAAAUAAGACAAAGAUAUUAAGGAGGAAAUGAACGGAUGUUUCAGGAAUAAAGUGAUAAUACAUAGGAGUAUUGUAUUUUUAUGAAUUUUAUGCCAGUUGUUUACAUGUACUAUGUAUGUUAAAUAAAAAUGAUCAUGAAAGAUA
Molecule: messenger RNA, 4807 nt
Organism: Rhinolophus ferrumequinum (greater horseshoe bat)
Lineage: Eukaryota; Metazoa; Chordata; Mammalia; Chiroptera; Rhinolophidae
Gene: DPY19L1
Product: dpy-19 like C-mannosyltransferase 1
Exons: 22
Coding region: 64-2310 (748 amino acids)
Cellular component (GO): nuclear inner membrane
Molecular function (GO): mannosyltransferase activity
Source: RefSeq, a predicted model, not a curated record